AUGCGUGAACGGAUUGCGAUUCGCUCGCCAGAAAUCGUGACAGGUGCUAGGGUACACCCUGGCACAUUGGGGGGGAGGAGUUCCCAGUCCCAAAAUGAAGGAUUUUUUUACGAUUUGACAGGGCGCUUGGGCCAUGUUAAGGCUGGGUUCAAGCUCCAGGGGACGAAAGAUGUGAGGGGACGAGGAAGCGGAUGGACAGUGGGCUGGGUGGAUGAAGACAAGGAGUGUUUGGUAGGGAUUGUUGAUGAGCAUCGCCAUCCGGCUCUGGCUCUGGCUCUGGCCGCCCUGCCCUGUCCUUCUCCUGUCUCCUCCUCCUCCUUCCCAUCGAGCGUUGAGUCUUCGGGGUCCCUUCCAGCCGCGCCGGGUUCCCCAGCGGCACUCGCGUACGUACACGUACACCGGAUUCGGCAGAUUGGCAGCCAAACAGUCGGCUGGCUGGCCGGGAUCAGAUCAAGGCAAACGAGCGGAGAACAGGCAUCGAUUUCUGGCACCGGUCGGACCUGCCUGUUCAGUUUCAGAUGUCCGGAAGCAACGCCAGAACAUUGCCAAUUGUGCACGGCUUCCGGGCCAAGGUCUGCCGCGAAUAGCCCAGAUUUCACCUGCGGUCAUUGCCCGCGGGGCGAGUUGACAAGUUGCGAGUGGAUGAGAUGCCAGACAGCCCCAUGCUUCGGCCUCAGGGGCCAGGAAAGCCAAUGUGUGAGCCUUCUGCCUUUUCGUAUCCCUGCUGGUCACGCCAGUCUUGCGUCCAGCGUUAUGAAGGUUGCUCCCCCAAGCCUGGCUGAUCCUUGGAGAUGA
Messenger RNA from Colletotrichum orchidophilum, 795 nucleotides. RefSeq lists its product as uncharacterized. The record is from RefSeq and is a predicted model, not a curated record. Bases 1 to 795 code for a protein of 264 amino acids. Lineage: Eukaryota; Fungi; Ascomycota; Sordariomycetes; Glomerellales; Glomerellaceae. The transcript has a single exon.